This is a messenger RNA of Helicoverpa zea (corn earworm), 1204 nucleotides long. RefSeq lists its product as uncharacterized. The record is from RefSeq and is a predicted model, not a curated record. Lineage: Eukaryota; Metazoa; Arthropoda; Insecta; Lepidoptera; Noctuidae. The transcript has 4 exons. Gene Ontology annotation, cellular component: mitochondrion. Bases 159 to 839 code for a protein of 226 amino acids. Gene Ontology annotation, biological process: apoptotic process.
CAAAAAAAUGAAGUGUGAAAGAAAUCAAAACAGAACAAACAUAACCUCAAAUAUUUCUUUCGGCGGCUGUCAAAUUUUUCUCCUAUAAAAAAGAACAAUGGUGUAAAAAUAUAUUAUAAAAUUCGUACCAGACUAUCUUUGAUCAUCCCACUAACAUAAUGUUUAGAUACGGGCUUUCGACCUUUCUCAGGACUGCCUUCCGAACUCAGCGUAAGACCAUUGUCACAAAAAUUCGAAAUUAUGCUCCAGUUACUAUGGGGCUGUUAACCACGGCUUAUUGUGACGAAAAACAGAAAGAGUUUGAUGUACUGUGGGAUGCAGGUAGUCUGGAACAUGACUUUUUAAUUCGACAAGCUACUACCAUUAAUGUAAACGCAGCAACUCAACUUUUGACUGUUACGUUAGUUGCUAUCCAAGAUACCAGUGAAAGGCUACGAGAUGCACUGACUAGGGAGAUCUGCCUGGUGAAACAAGCCCUGGAGUGGGGCGAGGAUGGCACUCCUCCACAUCACUGGGACCAGCUGGUUGCUGUGAGGGGAUCACUGUGUGACUUACGACACAACCUUCACACUUUGUUUAGUUAUAUGGAUUAUGCAGAAAAGUUAGCAACAGUUGCAGCAGAAAUUUCAUACUUAUCAGGAAACAUAGCCGCAUCAGAUGCAAUAUGUGAGAGAAUUGAUCAUGCAUGCAGGACGUGCAACGCACAGAAGCAGCUGACACAUGAGUUGCAGCAAGAGAGCCUCGAGCUGCAGCAGCAGGCCAUCCUCAGCGCGCCCCAGGAGCUGCAGGACAAACUCAAACAUGAAAUCAAGAACGAGAAGAAGACAUUGCAGACCUGACAUUGUUUGUCACUCGUUACAACUCACUUAAGCUCACAAACCUAUAGACUUUCAUAGAUGUAACUAAUUCUAGCAUAGAUCAAGUAGUACUUAGUGGCUUGUAUAUAAAUAUUCCAUUUAUUAUGAUUUACAUUAAUUUUUAUUCAAGCUAGUGAUUACUUUCUUGUUUGUGUUCAUGCAAACUUGCUAAUUGGAUAAAUGUUAUAUACGAAAUUUUUACGAGUAUGAUUUGCUUUUCAAAUUCCAUAGGAACUUCAUUAAAAAUUUGUUAAAGAGGGAAACACAUCAUAGUGAAUCUGCUAUCAAAAUUACCUGUAUAUAUAAUCUAGUUAGUGCCCUAGACAAUAAGAAACUUUUAAACAAUA